Molecule: messenger RNA, 1609 nt
Organism: Porites evermanni
Lineage: Eukaryota; Metazoa; Cnidaria; Anthozoa; Scleractinia; Poritidae
Source: the annotation of a GenBank genome assembly
GAUUUCCUCUUCAAGUUUCUUGUCAUCGGUAGCGCUGGAACUGGAAAGUCGUGUAUUUUACAUCAGUUUAUAGAGGGAAAGUGUAAGUGUCACUGUUUUAUCAUCAAACGCCAUGACCGAUCGCGAGUUGAGCUAUGUCAAAAAGGAACAAUUAAUGAUAUUGAUGCAUAAUUUUCGGCAUCCUGCUACUUCGUUCUUCAUCAUCUUUGUCAUUUCACACAAAGGCACGACAUUAACCUUAACAUUAAUUAUUUUUUGGGUAGUUAAACAAGAUUCUAGCCACACCAUCGGAGUAGAGUUUGGUUCUAAAGUUGUGAAUGUCGGAGGGAAGUCUGUGAAAUUGCAAAUUUGGGAUACUGCUGGGCAAGAAAGGUUCAGGUGGGUAAAUCAACAAAGUAAUGUUCACUCUAUCAGCUUCCUCUGAGAUGUACAUAUCCCUGCGAAUAGACACAACUUUUGGGGGUUGCUAUACAGAUGGUAGUUUUAAAAUUAGAUGCUUUAUAGCUUCUAGCAUUAAUUUGCAAAUUCACUGUUGAACAUAUGUGUUUGCAUUUUUUAUAUUAUAGCUAGUGUACCCUUUUAUUUAUAAGUAGGUACUUCUAAUGGGUAUUACCAAGUUCUUUUGAACCCAUCAGCUGUUAUCAUGAAUAAAUAGAGGGUGCUAUACAUGGCUGUGCAGAGAUGCAAAAUUUCUCUUCAAGUGUAGAAAAAAAAAUUCGAAAAUAUUUUCUUUACUCGCAGAGAAAAGCCUUGUAAUAUUUUACUUGCCAUUUAAACACCAAAGAAAAUGCUAAACCAUCCCACUUUAAAGACAGAAUUUAUCAUGUAAAAAUGACAGCAGUGAUCUUUUCAUGUGGUAGAUAACAUGUCACAUGUGAAGAUAUCACAUUUUCAUACAAGAGCUCUGCUGUUAUUUCAUUGAUGUCUACCAGUGUAUAACAAUGCUGUUUAUCAUAAUUACCCAAAUCAACCUAUCUCUAGUUUGUUGUUGUUUCUCACCCUAGCCAAUCCUCUGCAUGAGUGGAUAUUCUUGAGAUGCUCUCAAUUUUAUUUUCCCUCUCCUCCAAAAACACUCCCAAUGAUUUUAUCUGAAACACAGGAAGAAUAUGAAUGAUGUGAAUAACUCAUAAGAGGGCUGUAAGUCAUAACUCCUACUUAUUUUGCCUAUAAAACAAAUUUCACAUAUACCUACAUGCUUCCAUGCAUUAAUAAUUACCUUAUUUUGAUGUAAAAUGUUAGGUCUGUGACCAGAAGUUAUUACAGAGGAGCUGCAGGUGCCCUACUGGUUUAUGAUAUCUCAAGGUAAACUGUAAAAAAACAACUCUAAAAAGUAUGUUUAUUAUACAGUGUUUAAUUGGGCAUUGUUUUAAUAAGGCAUAAAUAUACUUUGGAAGGUGCCUCAAAUUCUGCAUUCUCAAUUUUUGCCUGCAUUUUUUCUACUUGUUAUAGUCGAGAAACAUACAACUCUCUAACAAAUUGGCUGACAGAUGCAAGGACACUUGCUAGUCCAAACAUCGUGAUCAUCCUCAUUGGGAACAAAAAAGACCUUGAUAGUGAUAGAGAAGUUACCUUUCUGGAGGCCAGCAGAUUUGCACAGGAAAAUGGUCAG